CUAUCUAGAUCCGUAAUUGGCUCAGAUUGAGGGCGGGCAAGGAGCCCUGCCCUGCUGAGCACCAACUGGCUAGCGUUGUUGUCAAUCAUCAGAAACAUACUCCUCCGGGUCUCCAUUUGGCCAGCUGCGGUUGAAAUUUUUUUUCAAGAAUUUCCAGGAGUGGAGGAGGCUGUGGCUUCUCUAAAUUGCUUGGUCUGGAGAUCAGAAUCAACAGAGAAAUCAGCUUUAUUUAUCAUCCAAGAAAGCCUUCCCUUCCUUCCAUUAGCCAAUUAAGAAAUUUUCAGACACAAGCCAUUACAAGGAGCUGCAGGAAUAGAAACUGCGAAGCCCCUUACCCCCAGGUGCGCACCAACCCGGUUGAGCAGAUGUGGCCUCUGCUGGACCCGUACCCCGGCUAUCUAUCUAUUCAUGGGUGUGGAACCAUCCUGAGAGCAUUAUCAGCCUACCAGGGACUACAUGCAUAAAGAAAAACUGACUUCCCUCUCCAAAGAAUGUCCAUAGCACCUCAGGGGUAUAUCCUUUUUCUUCAAGGAAUUCUAUUAUUGCCCUAUUUGUCUUUCCCUGUGACUGGGGCCUUUGGCGUUGCACUAUGUUAUCAACGGCCUUCAUUACUUUGGUGAGAAGUGGUGGGAACCAGGUGAAGAAGAGAGUGUUGUUAAGCUCCAUCCUCCUGCAGGACCACAGACAGAUGACUCCUGCCUGCUACUGCUCCAUUUCGGAGCCCAGGUGUUCUCGGUUUGAUCCGGACGGAAGUGGGCAGCCAGCCACUUGGGACAAUUUUGGGAUCUGGGAUAACCGCAUUGAUGAGCCAAUUCUGUUGCCACCUAGCAUCAAGUAUGGCAAGCCAAUUCCCAAAAUUAGCCUGGAGAACGUGGGCUGUGCCUCCCUCAUUGGCAAACGAAAAGAAAACGAAGAUCGAUUUGGGUUCGCACAGUUGACAGAAGAGGUGCUAUACUUUGCAGUCUAUGAUGGGCAUGGAGGCCCUGCAGCUGCUGACUUCUGUCACACACACAUGGAAAAAUGUGUUACGGAUUUGCUUCCUCGGGAGAAAGACUUGGAAACUGUCCUGACCUUGGCCUUUCUAGAAAUAGAUAAAGCCUUUUCAAGUUAUGCCCACCUGUCUGCUGAUGCAAGCCUCCUGACCUCUGGGACUACUGCAACAGUAGCCCUGUUGAGAGAUGGUGUUGAACUGGUGGUAGCCAGUGUUGGAGACAGCCGGGCUCUUUUGUGUAGAAAAGGCAAACCCAUGAAGCUGACCACUGACCAUACCCCAGAGAGAAAAGAUGAGAAAGAAAGGAUCAAGAAAUGCGGUGGGUUUGUAGCUUGGAAUAGCCUGGGACAGCCCCAUGUAAAUGGCAGACUUGCGAUGACAAGGAGUAUUGGAGAUUUGGAUCUUAAAGCCAGUGGUGUAAUAGCAGAACCUGAGACAACCAGGAUUAAGCUCUACCACGCUGACGACAGUUUCCUGGUCCUCACCACCGACGGGAUUAACUUCAUGGUGAAUAGUCAAGAGAUCUGCGACUUUGUCAACCAGUGCCACGAUCCUAAAGAAGCAGCUCAUGCAGUGACUGAGCAGGCAAUUCAGUACGGUACUGAAGACAACAGCACUGCCGUAGUGGUGCCCUUUGGUGCCUGGGGAAAAUACAAGAACUCCGAGAUAACCUUCUCAUUCAGCAGAAGCUUUGCCUCCAGCGGGCGAUGGGCCUGAUCGUCAGCUCAGAGUCGGUGUUCCUGUGCAGCAGUGUGUCAGUGGGCUUAUCGAGAAACUGGUAACACACAGAAGGCCACCUGUACCCGUGUGUCAUUGUGACUUGAUAGAUCCCAACAGAGUAUAUAUAAGCUUACCAGCCGCACACCCAGUAGUAUUUUCAUAAAUCUGCCUCAUCAUUAUGGUCAACUGCACAUGCUCAGUGUAAGCACGGUCAUCAUUAUGGUCAACUGCACAUGCUCAGUGUAAGCACGGUCAUCAUUAUGGUCAACUGCACAUGCUCAGUGUAAGCACGGUAACACAGCUGUGAAGCCGAUGCGCGUCUCUGAGCUGAGUGGGAGAAGAAGCGGUUUUGGUCCAUUUGAUGAGUGAUAAAUCUAUUUGGCUUUCUAAGUUUUUAAGACUAAGAGGCAGAUUUAGUUUCUUUUUAGUAAAUUUGUUCAUUAUUUAGUUGGACAGUUUGUUUUCUAAAUUUUGAUUGCUAGCCAAUCUGUUUUUGCAAGUGUUUCUUUUUCCAUUCUCCGUAGAAAGCAGGUCCUCACUGACUGACCUUGAACUCCUGGUUCAAACGGUCUUCCCACUUCAGCUUUUACCUUUUAAUUUUUAAUUUUUUUAUUUUUUAGAGCAGAACAAGCAUAGAUUUAUUCAAGAAGUGUGAGAAACAUAUACCCAGGAGAUGGGGAAUUCCAAGAAAGGAAUACAAGGGUUGUUUUUAAUUAAUGUACCAAGGAGUGAAAAUAAAACCUAGGUUCUCUGUUACUCUGUUACGGUGUACUCUGGAUCACUUAUUAGGAAAUUUAACCUUGCAAAAGAUAUGGCUAAAGUGUAUACAUAUUUAUAGAUAGCUUUCUUGUGCCCUUCCCCAUCUAUUUCUAUUUUUAUGUAGUUAAAUAUGCUAUAUAGUUGUAACUGUACCUUAAUCUCCAAGACUGUACAGACUCUUUGGUCAAAAUAUGUAAAGUGAAACACCGACAACAUCAGUCUUGUGUAAGUUUGCUGCUGUGUGUUUUGUGAAUAGUAUGUUUAUAUCACUUUCUGUGCACACAGUAAACAAUUUGAGUCCUUUAUUAGUAAAGAUAAUAUUAUAACAACUAAUACUGUUAUAGACAUAGCUUGGGGUUUAUGUCCCCAUUUUCCUUGUUUCUAAGAUUUAUGCGAAAGAAUAAAUCUUUUAAAAAGGAUGUUCAAACACAUCAGCUUGCUAUGUAAAUUAGGGGUGUAAAACCACACCCCUUUUUACCUACAUGUAAAACUUCUGUCAAACUGUGAAUCCCUGAAUGUGUGUUUGGAAUUGAUCUAUAUUUUCACAGGGUAAUGUGAAUUUGAUGUAUGUGCAGUGAGUGUAUAUAUGUAUAUUUUGAAGUAAUAUAAAAUUAAAGGGAACAAUCUUGUGGAGCAUUUAUCAGCUAGAUGUAAAUUAUUGAUUUAUUUAUCUCUAAGGACACUCAACACAUUGAGUGUCAGAUUCUCUGUAGUAAAGAAUCAGUGGUUAUUGGUAGAUAACCACUAUAUAUUAAAAACAAAUAUGAGGGCCAGAUAUGAUGGCCUAUACCUAUAAUCUCAGGCCUUAAGGAGGAGACAAGGGAAUCAGGAUGCUAACUUUGAGAUUAGCCUGAGCAAGUUCCAGGGUAGCCUGAGUCACAGCUUGUCUCCCAAAACAGAAUAUCAACAACAAAUGGCUGUAAGAGACAUUUUAUUAUGUGUGAUAACCAAAGAACAGGAGCAGACAUGUUGUGUGGUAAUUUGAAUAUGAAAUUAUGGGAUCUGAAAAGAACAGGAAAUGUUAAAAGCAACUUGGACUUUGGUGGCAGAAACAAAAACAAUGAAAUAUAUAUAUACCUGUCAAAUCUGACAUGUUUUCUUUCUUUAACUUUUGUUUCAAGUAUUUAGUAGAAAUAAAGAAUAAGUUCUCAAUAAAGAAUCUAAUGUCUUUUCAUGGA
This is a messenger RNA of Rattus rattus (black rat), 3648 nucleotides long. RefSeq names its product protein phosphatase, Mg2+/Mn2+ dependent 1K (gene Ppm1k). The coding region runs from base 590 to 1708 and encodes 372 amino acids. Gene Ontology annotation, molecular function: cation binding; protein serine/threonine phosphatase activity. Gene Ontology annotation, biological process: protein dephosphorylation. NCBI's taxonomy places the organism in Eukaryota, Metazoa, Chordata, Mammalia, Rodentia, Muridae. The transcript is spliced from 9 exons. The record is from RefSeq and is a predicted model, not a curated record.